This is a messenger RNA of Brassica napus (rape), 598 nucleotides long. RefSeq lists its product as uncharacterized. Gene Ontology annotation, biological process: mitochondrial respiratory chain complex IV assembly. Lineage: Eukaryota; Viridiplantae; Streptophyta; Magnoliopsida; Brassicales; Brassicaceae. The transcript has 3 exons. Gene Ontology annotation, cellular component: mitochondrial inner membrane. The record is from RefSeq and is a predicted model, not a curated record. The coding region runs from base 108 to 398 and encodes 96 amino acids.
CGGCUUUUAAAGCCACGGCCAAACGCGCUUUGUCUACUCUUCAAUCUCUUUUCUUUUCUUUUUUUGUUUCUUACCCUCUUCUUCCGAAUUUCAUUUCUUUAACAGCAAUGGCGGAAUCAAAGACAAAAAUAGCAGAGAUAAGGGAAUGGAUCGUAGAACACAAGCUUCGUACCGUCGGUUGUUUAUGGCUGAGUGGGAUCUCUGGUUCAAUCGCCUACAACUGGUCUAAACCUGGUAUGAAAACCAGUGUCCGAAUCAUCCACGCCAGGCUACACGCGCAGGCUCUGACAUUAGCCGCUCUAGCUGGAGCAGCUGCAGUGGAGUACUACGAUCACAAAACUGGAGCCACCGAUCGCUACCCCAAAUUUCUCAAGCCCGACAACUUGACUAAAGACUAAAAAAACUUCUUUAUUUAUCAUGCAUUGGCUGAUGCCUAUUCUGUUACUGUAGGCAUACUGUUGCUAGUGACAUUUUUUCAUUAACUCUGGGUUAUAUAAUCCCCGCAAACUUGGCGAUUGUUUGCAAAAUACGGUAUGCUAAAAUGUAAGAGGUACUUGCAGAAAGUUAUAUGAAUAAAAUUGGACUUCCAUUCCGCUUA